UGCCUUUUUGGGAGGCCAUGUACUGAAUUCCUUUUCAGGAAAUGCAGCAUACACUGCAAUAUUAUCAUAUCCUUUUUUGUAAAUCGUCCACAGAUGCCAUCUCAAACCUGUGGUCUAAUGCCUUUAAAGAGUAAUCUUCCCCACCAUGAUCUACUCAGAACAUGCUUAUUUUCAGUUGCUUUUUAAAGACGGAAAGCUCAUGGUGCAAAUUGUUAUUUCCUGUGCUGGGGCUGGAGGCCUGGCAGAAUGGGUGCUGAUGGAGCUACAGGGGGAGAUCGAGGCUCGCUACAGCACUGGAUUAGCUGGAAACCUCCUGGGAGACCUCCAUUACACCACUGAGGGAAUUCCUGUGCUGAUUGUGGGGCAUCAUAUCCUUUAUGGGAAGCUCGUCCACCUGGAGAAACCUUUUGCUGUCCUCGUCAAACACUCACCUACAGAUCAGGACUGUGAUGAGCUUGGUGAUACUGGCACCCACUACCUGGUGACGGCACUCAUCAGAAACAAGAUCCUUUUCAAAACUCGCCCCAAGCCCAUUAUCACCAACGUCCCCAAGAAAGUAUGAAAGAACCGCGGA
Molecule: messenger RNA, 574 nt
Organism: Condylura cristata (star-nosed mole)
Lineage: Eukaryota; Metazoa; Chordata; Mammalia; Eulipotyphla; Talpidae
Product: chromosome transmission fidelity protein 8 homolog
Exons: 4
Coding region: 146-562 (138 amino acids)
Biological process (GO): mitotic sister chromatid cohesion
Cellular component (GO): Ctf18 RFC-like complex
Source: RefSeq, a predicted model, not a curated record